Gastrolobium bilobum is the source of this 654-nucleotide messenger RNA. RefSeq names its product anthranilate synthase alpha subunit 1, chloroplastic-like. Gene Ontology annotation, biological process: L-tryptophan biosynthetic process; proton transmembrane transport. Lineage: Eukaryota; Viridiplantae; Streptophyta; Magnoliopsida; Fabales; Fabaceae. Gene Ontology annotation, molecular function: antiporter activity. The record is from RefSeq and is a predicted model, not a curated record. The transcript is spliced from 3 exons. The coding region runs from base 1 to 654 and encodes 217 amino acids. Gene Ontology annotation, cellular component: membrane.
AUGACAGAUGAUUUUGUUACUGGGGUUCUAUCCCCUAUCUACUUUGCUGGUUUUGGCUUAAAAAUCAACUAUUUAAUGAUUGUGACCCAGCCAAAAUGGCAUGUGAUGUUGCUCAUUAUGCUGCUGUUAUCCAUCCCUAAAGUUCUAAGCUCCUUAAUUACCACUUUCUUCUUUGGUAUGUCUGCUCGAGAUGGUAUAGGCAUUGGAUUGCUUCUCAACACUAAGGGCAUCAUGGCAUUGAUCCUGCUAAGCGUUGCCUGGGACAGAAAAAAGCUUGCCACGGAUAAUGGAAAACUGUACCUGUCUUUGCAGGUCACUGGGGAGUUACUAGAUAACUUGACAAGUUGGGAUGUAUUGCUAGCUGCAUUACCUGUUGGUAUAGUUAGUGGAGCACCAAAGGUGAAAGCCAUGGAGUUGAUUGAUCAGUUGGAAGUCACAAGACGUGGGCCAUAUAAUGGGGUAUUUGGAGGCAUCUCUUUUUCUGGUGAUAUGGACAUUGCCCUUGCUCUGAGUACCAUAGUUUUCCCAACUUAUACUCGUUUUUACACAAUGUACCCGUCUAAGGAUGUGAACAAACGUAGACAAUGGGUUGCCCAUCUCCAGGCUGGAGCAGGAAUCAUGGCUGACAGUGAUUAUAACACCUCACAAUUUUAA